This is a messenger RNA of Micropterus dolomieu (smallmouth bass), 956 nucleotides long. Its product is annotated as snake venom serine protease BthaTL-like. The transcript has 7 exons. Bases 129 to 956 code for a protein of 275 amino acids. Lineage: Eukaryota; Metazoa; Chordata; Actinopteri; Centrarchiformes; Centrarchidae. The record is from RefSeq and is a predicted model, not a curated record. Gene Ontology annotation, biological process: proteolysis. Gene Ontology annotation, molecular function: serine-type endopeptidase activity.
CUUCCUUCCAAAAGUGUAUUGUUUGGCUGAUUCAGGAGAGAUAAGCUUUCAUAGGGUGACUGGCGGCUCGAAGGACAGGGCACAUUUAAAAAGGCUGUUGUCACUUGAGGCCAGUCAUUGGAGGGUGAAUGACAAAGAUGACUCGUCUGAUGCUUCUCUUUAUGUGGGUUGGUGUCACAGGGAGCACAGUGCUGGAUCUGCAGAAGAGAAUCAUUGGCGGUCAACUGUGUCAACCAAAUGAUCGUCUGUAUCACGUGAAAUUAAUAGUAAGUGAUGGUAACAAUGGCUUCUUCUGUGGUGGCUCUCUGAUCACUGACCAGUGGAUUCUGACAGCAGCUCACUGCUGGGAGGCGGGAUGGACUAUGUAUGCAGUUUUAGGUGUGCAUCCAGGUCCAGGACAACAAGUGCAAAUCACAGCACCACCUGAGAUCUAUACAGAUAAAGACAGCAACAACAACCUCCGGUCCCAUGACAUCAUGCUACUGAGACUACCUAGGCCCACUCAGAUUCGACCUAUAGCUCUUCCCAACUGUCAACAUCGUCCUAAAUUGGGGGGGAAAGUUAAUAUUGCAGGUCACGCUGCCACUACUGGAGGCCCUAAUAAGGAAAGAACGCCUGGUGAAUCAACUACUCUCCAAUGUGUAGACAUUGACAUUGUCGACUGUCAGGGACUCAGAAACCAUUUGAAAAACACAAACCGCUUUUUCUACAGAAAAGUGGUGUAUCAACACUGGUUCUGUGGCCAGAGUCCUGGAGUGGAUGUGUGUUCUGGUGACUCUGGUGGAGGAGUGGUAUAUCAGAACAAAAUCUACGGUGUCAUGUCUUUCACUGGUGAUAUAGACAAUAUAUGUACUCAACCAGCUGCAUUUGUGGACAUCUGCAAUCAACAAUACAUGCAAUGGAUCAAAGAUACUGCUGAAAUAUCACAGAGAGGGUGUGGUCUAUUUUGUGGCUAA